This is a messenger RNA of Spirometra erinaceieuropaei, 439 nucleotides long. Lineage: Eukaryota; Metazoa; Platyhelminthes; Cestoda; Diphyllobothriidea; Diphyllobothriidae. The record is from the annotation of a GenBank genome assembly.
AUGUAUUCCAUAUUUGAUGCCAUCUCAGAACGCUCCAAGGUCUACAAGGUAAGGAUCAGCUAUUGGCAGAAAAGAUGAAUCACUUUUGUUUAUGAUCUCCCAUGUUGAAUUACGCACCGAGUGUUCCUUCUCUAUGGCGCAGGUGGAGACUAUCGGUGACAGCUAUAUGAUAGCCUCUGGCCUGCCCAGUGUAACGAAGUAUCACAGUGCCCAUAUCGCAGAGACUGUGCUGGAUAUACUCCAGAAAACCCGGCGGAAGCUGUUUUGGCCGGUCAUGAAGGGAGAGACAGAGAAAAGGCCAGUCCGCUUAUACGUUGGCUGUCACACAGGAGCCGUUGUGGCCGGCGUCGUUGGACUUCACUCUCCCCGGUACUGUCUCUUUGGAAACACAGUCAAUGUGGCCAGUCGAAUGAUGAGUCAUGGAAUUGUAAGUUGUUGA